Molecule: messenger RNA, 1540 nt
Organism: Paramecium octaurelia
Lineage: Eukaryota; Ciliophora; Oligohymenophorea; Peniculida; Parameciidae
Source: the annotation of a GenBank genome assembly
AAAUGAAUCAAUUCUAGGAUGUAUUCAAUGAAUUUUCAUAAUUACACAAUCAGAAAUACAAUUUAGGGGAAAUAUUAUCAUUUUUGGAUUCAAAAUGUGCUAAUGGUUAUUUUGAUCGAGAUGUUUAUUAAUAAUUGAUUGACUAAAUCCCCUAAGCGUAAUCGCAAUAAUAAUGCACCAUUAAUUAGUUAAUUAAUGUCUUCAAGAAGGCUUAGGAUGUGCUGAAUGAUAAAAUAAGCAAAAGUUAACAAAUCAUAGAUUAGAAAAAUAUGUAUAUCCAAAUUUGAAUUAUCACUAGUGAAAUUAGAGCCUAUAAUGAUAAAAUUAGGUAAUCUCAAACAAGCAGUGUUAAUUCAUCAAGCAAAUUGAAUGUCGAAAUUCUUGAUGCUGAGAUUUUGUAUUAAGGAAAUGGAUAAUUGUAAGUAAGUUUGGAAUGUAUGUCGUCGGUUAUUUAUACAUGUAAAUUGUUAUUUGAUUAUAGAGUUGGCAAAAAGACAAAAAUCAGUUUGGAACGAAACCUUCGACUUGUAUUUACUUAACUUUAUGAUUUAGUAAUGUCAAUGAGUAAGCAGUAUUGAAAUUUAUUUUGCUGGAUACAGAAUUAUAGCAGAAAAGGGGAAAUGGUGGAGUUGCUUAUAUAGACAUCAAUACUUUUGGAGAUUAAAUGCUUCAUGACUUUACUGUAAAUUUGACAGAUGAGAGCAAUGCAAUAGUCAGAGCCAAGUUACAUCUUAAAAUUUAAUGGAUCUAUUCGAAAGUAAUUGUAACAAAGAUUUGUAGAACAAAUACUUAUAAGAUUUAAUUAAUGAGAAUAUGAUAUAAAUCAAUUAAUUGGAAUAAGAGAUCAACGAUCACAUUGUUGAUUUGGACAUCAUAAAUUCCCCAUUCAAACAAGCAUUCAAAUUUUAAAAUAACCUGACUAUAUCGACAUAUCAAACACAACCAAAUUAGUAAUAGCAAUAGGCAAGUCCAUUGUUAAUUAGUGAGAAUUAAAUCGAUAGAUUAGUUUAGAUUUCAUUGUUAUUAAUUAUUCUGUACUUAGUAUUCGGAUUGUUGAAUAGUAUGUAUCGAACAUUAUAUUUUGAUGUAAAUAAGUGUGAUUUAUUAUAGUUCUUAGUACUUUUCUAUUGCUUUUUGUUUUAUUAGAAAAAUUAUAAGCUGCAAUCGUUGCUUCACAUUAAGAUCAUUAUGGUCAUGUUAGGAGUUGCUCUGUUGAUGGACAUAAUUUGGCUUGCAAUUUAUAGUACAGUAAAAAUCAUAUUAAGUUGAUAGCCUUAUUUGGGGGAGUUUAAUGCAAAUUUUGAUCAUUUUGAAUAUGGAUUGCAGAAAUAUCAGAUAAUAUUGAGUUGGUUGCUGUUAUUUGUAAAGGUAUCAAUAAUUUUAUAUAUAUAUAUAUAUAUAGAUUGUCGUAUUGAUGUUCUAUGUUCAUAUAUAUGCCACAUACCCAGAUAAAUCAACCUAAGUUUACGAUUAGUAAUGGAAUGCGAUUUUUGGAUGGAGGGAUGGAAAACAAAUUAAUGUCUACCGAAAUUACAAUUGA